Molecule: messenger RNA, 1692 nt
Organism: Blepharisma stoltei
Lineage: Eukaryota; Ciliophora; Heterotrichea; Heterotrichida; Blepharismidae
Source: the annotation of a GenBank genome assembly
AUGCUACCUCGGCCUCUCAUAUUUGAAAUUAUCACAUAUCUUGACAUCCCAGAUCUUCUAUCCAUUUCUCUUGUUUCCCGAAAUUUGAAUAAAGCUGCAAACUCACCAUGUCUUUGAAAAAGAGAAUUUUUCAGAUAUUGGAUCCCAGCUUUAUGUGAUAAAAUCCCUCUCUUGCUUUACCAAGAUUUCAAUACCGUUGACUAUGUUAGCCCAGACUGGAAAGCCCUUUGCAUUAAAGGUUUUCAGCUUCGUAAAAAUUGAUUGAAACUUUCUGGAUUUGCCCUUUCUUCUCACGAAGCUCUUUUUCUAUACAAUGAGUUUACCAGCAACUUAAAGACCCCGAUUAUACCUUUUCCAGCAUUAAGAAGAGAUAUACAAAGUUUCCCCACGAUUUUGCAAGAUUUAUUAGGAAACCCAGAAGACCAAUUUGAAGGCGAUUUUGACUAUGAAGAAUAUACCAUAGCUUUUGCAAACUGUUUAAGAGAUAAACAAGACGAGCUUUUUACUGAAAUUGGAAGUAUUUCUGAUCUUAAUUUAUUAACAAGCUACCGAUGAAAUAUCGCUAAUUUUGAUUUCCCUGAAGAGCGGUUAAGUAUAGAAUCAACCUCUACCGAGUCUUCAGAAAAUUUGGCUGAGUUUUUUCCAAAAAAAUCAACAGUAAGCAUGAUUUUGAAUUUUUUUGAAACUAUUCAAAACACUUUAAAAUUUUUUUGUGAUGGGACUGCAGGAAUUAUAGCUGAAAGUGAAGAUGCUGCAUAUGAGUAUUGCAAUAGAUGGACUGAUUAUUGUGCUUCAAUGAAGACUAUUAAUGGACUAUUUCUUCCUUUGACAGAAAUGAUGAAUGAAAUUUAUGAAUCAAAAUUCCCUGACAGUCCGAAUUUUCCGAGGAUGAACCUGAUGAGAAUUAUGGCGGCUGUUUGAAGAAGGCAUGUUUUUGAAAAAAUAAAAGAAAAAAUUGUGGCGAGCUUGAUAAAAAAUGUGAAUUAUCAGAGAAAAAAGGUAUAUGAAGAGCAGAAUGCUGAACCAGAAGCUUGUGAUCUGAUAAAAAGUCUGAUUGAAGCAGUGAUGGACUUAAGCUUAAAUGAGCUCAAUGUCUAUUUUAAAAACCAUUCCCAAGUAAUCUUGGAUGGUCCAUAUUCCUUUCUUCACUCAGAGCUUAUUUUAGAGUCAAAAGAAUAUUACAAUUCAUUAACUUUGCCAGUCGAUACCCUUAUGAUUUUUUUUGAAAACGAGCAUAAUUUCUGUGCAGCGAUUUUACCUCAGUCUACAGUUUCUCAGCUAAAACUGCUUAAAUACAAAAAAAUCCAAUCAGAAAUCCUUAAAGUCUUAACCAUUGAGAUCAUUAAUUAUAUCCCUCAAUUAAAUCCAAUUGAAAUAAACAAAUUUCCUAGCACUUUAUCAUCUGGAAUAGGAGAGGCCCUUAUCCAGCUUGAUACAAGCCCAUCCAAAGUUGCAGAUUUUUUAUUGAACUGUGAACCCUCUUCUGAAAUUAUGCAGAAAUUCAUUGAAAUUCAACAGCUCAUAGAAGAUAAAUCUAAAAGUGAAGAAGACGAAGUUAUUGAAAGGAGAGCAAAUAUGUUAGGAGUCAGGUUUGACGCAUCACCCGAGGAAAUCAUGCUAUAUUCUUUUUCGAAAGAUUUUAAUUUUACUCAGAUGUCGGGUGUAUUAAAAGCUUUUUCAAUUAUUAAUUAG